Molecule: messenger RNA, 1038 nt
Organism: Anisakis simplex (herring worm)
Lineage: Eukaryota; Metazoa; Nematoda; Chromadorea; Rhabditida; Anisakidae
Source: the annotation of a GenBank genome assembly
AUGUUUUUUGUUGCAGGUAAGAAAUUGGGUCCAUUAAAAAUGCCAAAACCCGAAAGUCCACCAAAUCUGAACUUGGAUGAUAAGUGUUUAAUGCGAUUCGAUGAUCAGAGUGACGAAAUUGAAGUGCGUGCACAAGAUUUGGAGAAGAUUGAAGAGUUAGGAAGGGGCGCGUAUGGCGUGGUCGAGAAGAUGAGGUUGAGUGGUACGGAGAUCAUAAUGGCUGUUAAGAUGGUUCGAUUUUACGGUGCGAUGUUUAGAGAAGGUGAUGUGUGGAUUUGUAUGGAGGUGAUGGACACAUCAUUGGAUAAGUUUUAUCGUAUGACAAUCGAUUCGAAGAAACUUUUAUCGGAGAUGUUCAUCGCAAAAUGCGCUCUUGCGGUGGUAGAAGGAUUGAACUUUAUGAAAGAGGAAAUGAAGCUGAUACAUCGUGAUGUGAAGCCAUCGAAUAUUCUACUGAACAAACAGGGUGCAGUGAAAAUUUGUGACUUUGGCAUUUCGGGACAUUUAACAAACUCGGUGGCGAAAACAGUGAACGCUGGUUGUAAGCCGUACAUGCCCCCGGAACGAAUAGAGGGUGAGAAGAAGGUGGCGUACGAUGUGCGAGCUGAUGUGUGGAGUUUAGGCAUAACGUUGGUGGAGAUCGCAUCCGGUUCACAUCCAUACGCCAAAUGGAAAACACCAUUUGAACAGCUGAAACAAGUGGUACGAGAACCAGCGCCACAGUUGUCGAGCACAUUGAAUUAUUCGACGGAAUUUCAGGAUUUCGUAUCGAACUGCUUAACAAAAGACUACAAUCGACGACCAAAAUAUCCGGAAUUGCUGAGGCAUCCGUUCGUGGAGAAGGCCAAGCGAGAGCAGUUCGAUAUGGGUGCGUACAUAAAGGAGAUCAUGGAGGCGGACGAGAGGGGACGUGAGUCGUUGCUGCAGAACGUGAGCAUGGUGGUGGACGAACAGCCGGCGGUCACUGCGCUUCACCACACCUCUGCAUCCUCUUCGAACCGAACCACUCCCACCGAGGCCAUGAUGCAGCAGAGUUAA